Molecule: messenger RNA, 2805 nt
Organism: Onychomys torridus (southern grasshopper mouse)
Lineage: Eukaryota; Metazoa; Chordata; Mammalia; Rodentia; Cricetidae
Gene: Fgf2
Product: fibroblast growth factor 2
Exons: 3
Coding region: 479-943 (154 amino acids)
Biological process (GO): positive regulation of protein phosphorylation; fibroblast growth factor receptor signaling pathway; regulation of cell migration
Cellular component (GO): cytoplasm
Molecular function (GO): fibroblast growth factor receptor binding; growth factor activity
Source: RefSeq, a predicted model, not a curated record
GCCUUCUGCAACCGGUCCUUCCACUGGGACUGCAGAUUUCCAAAGCCGGACUCGAUCCCUCCUAGAUCAGACCCUUUUUUGGGGUUGGAAGGCGCGUCGCUGUGUUAAAAGGCAGACGUGUGGAAAGCCAGCGAGAAAGUUGCAUUUAAACUUUAGGAGCUGCGUCAGCGCAGUCGCUUGGAGAAAACUCCCCGGAGCCGGACAGAUUCCUUGCAGCUUUCAGGCCCCGGGCGUGAGGAGGAGGCGGCGCGCGGGGCGGGGGCGCUCCGGGCUAGGGUGCAGGCGGGGACUUCGGGUGACGCGGUCCCAGGGCCGCAGUGCCACACAGGGGUUCUCGGCUUCCCGCAGAGUCCUGUGCGGGACGCGAACCGGGAGGCUGGCUGCCCGCGGGCGAGCCGCGCUGGGAGGCCGAGGCCGGGGUCGGGGCCGGGGAGCCCCGCGAGCCGCCGCAGCGGGGUCCCGGGACCGCGGAGGGGCCAUGGCCGCCGGCGGCAUCACCACGCUUCCCACACUGCCAGAGGACGGCGACCCCGUCUUCCCGCCCGGCCACUUCAAGGACCCCAAGCGGCUCUACUGCAAGAACGGCGGCUUCUUCCUGCGCAUCCACCCCGACGGCCGCGUGGACGGCGUCCGCGAGAAGAGCGACCCACACGUCAAACUACAACUCCAAGCAGAAGAGAGAGGGGUUGUGUCUAUCAAGGGAGUGUGUGCAAACCGGUACCUUGCUAUGAAGGAAGAUGGACGGCUGCUGGCUUCUAAGUGUGUUACAGAAGAGUGUUUCUUUUUUGAACGACUGGAAUCUAAUAACUACAACACUUACCGGUCCCGGAAAUACUCCAGUUGGUAUGUGGCACUGAAGCGGACUGGGCAGUAUAAACUCGGAUCCAAAACAGGACCUGGGCAGAAGGCCAUACUGUUUCUCCCAAUGUCGGCUAAGAGCUGAUUCACUUUAGAAACUGUUAAGGAGAGAAAAGAAUGUAUACAACUAUGUUGGGACACUUGGUUUGAUAACUCGUUAUGUAACAGUAAAACAUUUAACCAUUACCUCAGUAAAGAAAAACAAGUUUUGGAAAAAAUUAGGCUUCCCCCUUUUAUAGAACUUUGGUUGUGACCCAGGGAUGACUAGAGCCACAAUCCUUUUCAUUUAUUUCCUUUAUUUGAGAAGGGGAUUUAAAAGUAUGUAUAUUUACAAAUUUCCAUCACGGAAAUCAUGUAUGUGAGAGAACUGGUGCCGGGGUCAGGCCCAGACUGCGUCCAUCUUUGGUUCACUCCAGUGUUUGCGUUCAAUCUGUUCUCGCUGUGUCUCUGUAACUCUCUGGCAGUUCCCUGUGAUAGAGUUUGUAGAACAGGCCCGUGUAUACUGCGGGGAAUUCCUCCAUGCUGAGGUCAAUUUUGUCAAACCCUUCCCUGUGUCCAUACAGCAAUAACCUGGCCACCCUCCUGGUGAUGGGGGUGGUGUUUUCAAUCCUGGCUAGUUUUUCUAGGUCCAUCCAUUCACACUUCAAGCAUUCCUGCUGGCAGAAGUUGAUAGUGAAGGAACAUGGCUGCAGGCGGCAGAUCAGGUACAUGUCCGACUUCCCAAAGGCUCCAGGGCUCCCAUGUUGCUGCCGGAUGCUUAGCAGGGACCUGAAUUCUGACUUUACUCCAGUCUCUUCAAAAACCUCUCGGACUGCUGUGUCACCUAUGUGAAAGAGAGAGAAACAGAGAUUUCAAUCCUAGAGAUGCCAUCAAGGGUUUCAGUUAAAAUUUGGAAGUUUAGAAGCAAAACUUUGUCUUCAAGCUGCUUUCUGGAUGUUGUGAAAAGCACUUUGUAUUUAAGAUGCUUUUGAGACUCUGAGGGUCUCUUUGGAGGCUUAUUCGUGUGUCAUAUGUGGGAACUACAUCUUCUUAACCUCUCUUCUGUUCUAUUUCCCAAAGGCAAGAACCCAUUUGCAAACAAAGCUACAGUUAACAUUCUGAUAAAUCCUUCACUAUUGUCUUGCCCUGAACAUUUGUCAAACUGCCUGAGUUUGUGAACAUCAGAAUGGAGAGAACAGACCCAUCCCUUGUUACAGGAGUCUGUAGUGCUGAACAUACUUGAGGGAGCUGUGAAAUGACUCUGACCUCUUUGUGAUCUCAAGCCCACUGCCCCACAGGGCAAGGUCCUUCCCCAUGGUUAUGCCCCUCACCUAGCUGCCAGUGGGUCCUAGCCUGAUUUGGAAACUGAUUUUUCUUGAGAGCAGAUUCUAUAGAACUUGGGGUUCAUUCUUUCAAUCCCAAAAUGCAAUAGUUGUUUCAUCAAACAAUUUCAUAAAGCUGGAAAUGCAUAUAAUUUUAUAAUGCAACAAGGGUUUUCACAUUUUAUAAAUAUUUUUCAUUAAAUACAAAUUGCCAUUAACAUACAUUUAUGUCCGAUUUUUCUAGACACCCAGGAAGACUGUCUGAAUGGACUUGACUAAUUCUGAUGCUCUAUAGCUGUCUGCCUUGAUUGCUUUUCUGGUAGUCUUUAGAAUUGUUAUAGAUUGUUUAAUGCCUUCUGAAGCCUCUCUGGAUUUUUGCCAAUUAGCACAUAAGUUUGUCUUGCCAGUAAUUCUACUCAUAAUGCCUGGGGUAUGAGGAGCUAUCAAGAGCAUAAUUCCUGUGCACUCAAACCAUUGACUGUCUUUCCUGCCCCCUGGACACUUACCAGCACCUAGCAUAUGCUCUUGUUUCUACGAAACAGUUCUGGAAAGGCUCACAGGAACAGUAACUUGGUCUAAAACACAAGACAUCUAUCCAUCAUCAUCAUCAUUAUUAUUAUUAUUAUUAUUAUUAUUACUAUUUUGG